Messenger RNA from Alternaria ethzedia, 678 nucleotides. RefSeq lists its product as uncharacterized. The transcript has 3 exons. NCBI's taxonomy places the organism in Eukaryota, Fungi, Ascomycota, Dothideomycetes, Pleosporales, Pleosporaceae. Gene Ontology annotation, cellular component: RNA polymerase II transcription regulator complex. The coding region runs from base 1 to 678 and encodes 225 amino acids. The record is from RefSeq and is a predicted model, not a curated record. Gene Ontology annotation, molecular function: DNA-binding transcription activator activity, RNA polymerase II-specific; transcription cis-regulatory region binding.
AUGGAUUCUCACUCAUUCGAUUACUGGAUGGCACAGGGAAACUACAUUGCCCCAACACAUCAGCCAGCCGUAUUCGAAAUGCCUCCCGAUCUCUCCAAAGUUCCGAGUCUAAGCGGAUCGCCUGUCUCAUCUACAUACGACCAAUUUCCUGCACCUAUUCACCAAGCUUACUACCCUCACAUCGUCGAUGAACCUAUGCAGUUUGGAUCAUACCCCAUGCCAAUGACACCCUCCGAUUUCGGAUCCGAUCACGACAGUCCAUACUGCAGUCCUCGACCACUGCAGCACGCUGAAUCUACGUUCGGGACUAUGCCUACGCCCGCGCCAACAGAACGAACACACACUACCUCAGGGCGACGAAGGGCUCAAAAUCGUGCCGCUCAACGUGCGUUUCGAGAGCGGAAAGAGAAGCACGCCCGAGAUCUUGAAGCGCAGCUUGCGGUCUUGAACGAAAGAUACACUAAGCUCGAAGUAUCGCAUACGGAGCUUAACGCGGCCUACGAAAAGCUUCGAAAGACCAUCGAGCUUCUUACACAGGACGACGACGCGGAGGGUGAGGAUGAUGAGGGUACAGUCACGCGCAGGCGAGGGAGCAACUCGGAUACCCUCCGCAAGCUCCUGGAUAUACUACAUGGGGAAUUCAAGGGUACGGUACCCGUGAAGACAGAGAUAUCCUAG